This is a messenger RNA of Acanthochromis polyacanthus (spiny chromis), 2271 nucleotides long. RefSeq names its product jumonji domain containing 8 (gene jmjd8). The record is from RefSeq and is a predicted model, not a curated record. Bases 141 to 932 code for a protein of 263 amino acids. The transcript has 9 exons. Gene Ontology annotation, cellular component: cytoplasm. NCBI's taxonomy places the organism in Eukaryota, Metazoa, Chordata, Actinopteri, Pomacentridae.
GCUUUCUCAUUGGUCGAGGAGCAGGAAGUGAGAAGCCGCUUCAGGCUCGGCGAGAAUGUGAAUUAUUGAAGUGUUUCCUGUGGAUUUUUAGAUUAUUUACUGUUGGUCAGAGUGAAAGUUUACCGCCGACACGUUUCUGGAUGGAACUUAAAGCCGCCCAGGUUGUGUUUUUGUGUUUUCUCUGCGGACUGAAGGCGGAUCCGGAGGACGGAGAAGGAGGAUGGUCGUCAGACUUCAGCUUACAGGAUGAAGGAGUUUGUAACAUCGACGUGUUGGACAGAUCACAGAUCUCAUAUCAGGAGUUCAUCCAAAGAUACGCUUACAGUCGGCCCGUCGUCCUCCGAGGAUUCACUGACAACACGAAAUUCCGGCUGCUUUGCUCCAAGUCGUCUUUGUUGGAGGAGUUUGGCUCUCGGACGGUCAAACUGAGCACAGCGAACACUUUCUCCUACAGGAAAGUGGACGUCUCCUUCCAGCGGUAUGUUGACGUUCUUUUGAGGCCUCAGGCUGCAGAUGCUCUCGGCAGCGAAACUCUGUAUUUCUUCGGAGACAACAACUUCACCGAGUGGAAGAGUUUGUUUGACCAGUACGAGUCUCCACCGUUCGUUCUGCCAAACACCAGCGGAGCUUUUAGCUUCGGCAUCGCAGGAGCAGGAACAGGAGUUCCCUUCCACUGGCAUGGUCCUGGUUACUCAGAGGUCGUCUACGGACGAAAACGCUGGUUCCUCUACCCGCCCGAUAAAGAGCCUCACUUCCACCCCAACAGAACCACCCUGUCCUGGGUCACAGAAACCUACCCCAACCUGCCGGAGGAAGAGGCUCCACUAGAGUGCACCAUCAGACCUGGAGAGGUGCUGUAUUUCCCCGACCGUUGGUGGCACGCAACCCUCAACCUGGACACCAGCGUUUUCAUCUCCACCUUCCUGGGCUGAACUCAGCUCUACUUUUUAAAUAAUUCCGUUUUUAAAAUCAGUUUCUCUUCGGUCGCAGGCUGACCGGAAGGAAAACAGACUAAUUUUCAGGGGAAACAAAAAGCGGUGACCAACUCUGUUAAUCAUUUUGUGUAAUUCCUUCUUUUUUUUAAGCAGAUUUAAAUGUCAACAAGCUUCCAUUAAUUGUUAUUUUAUGGUUUUUAAAGAGCACAACUUUUGUUUUAGAGGCUGGAUUCAAAAGGUGUUUGAAGUAACGGAUCUACCUGAAAAUAAAGAUCUUUUCUAGGUGGAAACAGUGGUUUAGUCUCAACGACCAGAAUGUGUUCCACUAAGUCCAAUAACUGCAGCUGAAGAGUGUUUAAAAUGUAGAAAUGUGCAAAUAUCGGAUGUUUCUCCCUGGGUUUAACCCUCGUGUCGUCCUGUGGGUCAAAUUGACCCGUUUUAAAUGUUUGAAAAUGUUGGGAAAAAAUGUAUUUUCACAGUGAAACUUCAGAUGUUCACAUUUUCAACAUUUUUGGGAAAUUUUUGAACAUUUUUUUGGUGGAAAAAAGAAAUGUUAAAAAAGUUUCUUUAAGGACAUUUUUCAGAAAAAUCUACCAAAAUCCAGUGAAUUUUGCUGGAUUUUGAUUGAUUUUUCUGUGAAUGUUCUUAAAGAAAAUAUUAGAAGUUUUACUGAUAAAUAAUAAAUAUUUUAGGAUUUUUUGGGGGAAGAUUUUUACUCAUUUAAAAAUAUUUCCAAGAAUUUCUUGCUAAAUUUGGGAGACUUUUUAAAAAUAAAACUUAAGGAAUUAUUGGAAUUUUCUUCCUGAAGGUUUUGCAAUUUUCUCAGAAAUUUGGGGAAUAUUUUAGCUGCAUUUUUGGAUUUUUUUCAGACAAGGAAACAAUAUUUUUUGGUGCCUGUAAAUGAAGACAACAGGAGGGUUAAACAAAAUCCACUUUGCAUCCAGUUUUCUGACUUAAUUGUCAUUCAAAAACUGUUGGAAAAUCCCACAAUUCUGUGUUUUUACAGUUUCUGGCUGAUGAAUAUUGUCAUUUUUAUCAUACUUUACAAAAAUAUCACUUUUUAAACCCACAAUUUAGUAAAAACUGACCUGAAAGUUGUUUAAGGCAGAAAAUUAGAACAAUUAAAUCUUUAAACUGACUUCUUAUUAAAAGAAUGGAGCAUGAAUAUGAAUUCAUUUUUAAAGAUACUUUCUCUUCCACAUUCCUGUAUUUAAUUAAAAUAAAUUUCACUGGUGAGAUGCAUGAAAUGUUUUAUAUUUAUGUCCUCUAAUGAAUUUUUACGGAGGAAUCUAAUGAACACGUUGCUAAAUAAAGUUAAUAAAUGGAUAAAACUGAA